This is a messenger RNA of Lagenorhynchus albirostris (white-beaked dolphin), 3351 nucleotides long. RefSeq names its product estrogen receptor. The record is from RefSeq and is a predicted model, not a curated record. The transcript has 5 exons. NCBI's taxonomy places the organism in Eukaryota, Metazoa, Chordata, Mammalia, Artiodactyla, Delphinidae. Bases 109 to 735 code for a protein of 208 amino acids.
CUUUCUAAUCUCCUUAUGGCCUCUCAGCAAUGGUGUAUAUAAGGAUUUGUGGAUUUGACCCUCCAUGAUCAGGUCCACCUUCUGGAAUGUGCCUGGCUAGAGAUUCUCAUGAUUGGUCUUGUCUGGCGCUCCAUGGAGCACCCAGGGAAGCUCCUGUUUGCUCCUAACUUGCUCCUGGACAGGAACCAGGGAAAAUGUGUUGAGGGCAUGGUGGAGAUCUUUGACAUGUUGCUGGCUACAUCGUCUCGGUUCCGUAUGAUGAAUCUCCAGGGAGAGGAGUUUGUGUGCCUCAAAUCCAUCAUUUUGCUUAAUUCUGGAGUGUACACAUUUCUGUCCAGCACCCUGAAGUCUCUGGAAGAGAAGGACCAUAUCCACCGUGUCCUGGACAAGAUCACAGACACCUUGAUCCAUCUGAUGGCCAAAGCGGGCCUGACUCUGCAGCAACAGCACCGGCGUCUGGCCCAGCUCCUCCUCAUCCUCUCUCACAUCAGGCACAUGAGUAACAAAGGCAUGGAGCAUCUGUACAGCAUGAAGUGCAAGAAUGUGGUGCCUCUCUAUGACCUGCUGCUGGAGAUGCUGGACGCCCACCGCCUGCACGCCCCAGCCAAUUUCGGGAGCGCACCCACAGAGGACGUGAACCAGAGCCAGCUGGCCACCGCCGGCUCAACUUCAUCACAUUCCUUGCAAACGUAUUACAUCACGGGGGAGGCAGAGAAUUUCCCCACCACAAUCUGAGAGCUCCGCGGCUCCCCCAGGGCUCUGAGAAUCCCUGUCGCACUUUAUCCACAUCGUGCAUCACUCUAGCCGACUUCUGCCCCUGCACACACUCUGGCAUGCACCCAGCGCUGGCUUUCUAAUAUGGGUGGCCAUUCAUUUGCUUGCUCGGUUCUAAGUGGCACACCUUCUUUUGGGAACAGCCAAAGGGAUUAUUCCAGGGCUACUUUCUUUGUUAACAGCUCGCUCUCUCUCCCUUUGCUACCUUACUCAGCAUGAGGAUUCCCUUAGCGUUUCAUGGCUGAGCUCCGCCUACGAGCUGGGCUCAGAUGACCGUGCACUUUAGCUACUUGUGACCCAAGGCCUGGAGAGUGGACAUUUCACCUCCGUGAAUGUGAAGCACUUUUUAAUGGAUCUUAUUUAAGCGUAAGCCACAGGAAAGAAUUGAAAGUGGCUCCUUUAAUUGCUGACUUGGAGAAAGCUAGGUCCAGGGUUCAUUAUAACAUCCUCUUGUAUUCCUAUAGUAACAUAUCAUUUUAGUAAAGUCAGACCUUAAAGCUUCUGCUCUGUUGCAUGGCUGUAGCAGAAUAUCUGGUGACUGUGCACCCACUUCCCCUAUAGGAAUACAAGAUUCACACAGGGAAGGAAGAACCCCUAACUGUCAACACUUUGUCAACUAAAUACACUGCACCUUCAGAUUGGCUGAAUGCUUUACCAUUAGCUUUUGAGAACACUAGGUAUAGGUCAUGGGUUCCAAUUAAUUCUUGCUUCCCAUGGACCCAUGGAAAACAGCAAGUUGAUCCCAGUUAAGUCACCUCCACAUACACCAGUUCCUUUGUGAGAGAUAAAUUCUUGUUUUUUGGGUUUUUUUCCAUUUUAUAAAAGAAAGCCCUCUCCCCCCAGGACUUGCAGUAAAUGGGCUUCAGGACCUGUUCUGGUGUGAUCUCACUCUUAUCAGCAGAGGGCGCUCUGCUUGGCUCUUCCUGGUGUGUAACUUACAAGGUGAAUUAGGGGUAGUGCCCAGGCUAUGACCAAGGGCAGUUUAAAUGAGCAGGCACCCUGGUGACACUUUUAGCCCUGGAGCAGUGGGCUUAAUAGUACAUGGGCAUGAUUCUUGCAGGUACUAGAGACCAAAGAGGAAAGCAGGGCAGAAACUGGAUAAAACUGUGAGGCUCGGGGUGGCCCUGCCGCAGGCUGCAGCCACUUAGGAGUGCUACUGGCAGACCCCAUACUGCACUGCGGGGCUGCCCUGGGGUCCAUGGGGCAGUCCUUCUCUUCCUCAUUUCCCCGCAUGGCCCAGGUUGGAGGCACACUCUGGGCGGGGGAACAGGGCCAGGACUGGAGCGCUCCGUACUCAGGCUGCCUGGGGCCUGGUCAGACCACACCUGCCCUUGGUUGUUUAGAGCUCAUCCAACAAUCAGGGUUUGGCCUUGAGGGAAAAACAAACAAACAAACUUCCCUAGAGUCUAUUUCAUUAACCUUCAUAAGCCCAGAGGGCAAGACCAGAAUUGGGCCAUAGGAAUCCUUAAACCUAUAGGCUAAACAAGAGAGGCCUACUCCAGCCACAGGGCAGAUUUCCCUGGGUCUUUGCUUCUCUAAAGCAAUUAUGGAUUUUUCCCCUUUUCAGCUAAAAAGAAAGUUUGGUUUCCUCUGGUGACCGCAUCGUCUGUUAACUCAAACCCCAGUGAUAGGCAAUGCGUCAGCCAACAACCCAGCCAAACUUCUAGGGCUUCUCUUGGGAUGCCUGUUUCAAAAGUGGAUUUCAUCCAUUUCCAAUGACCCAAUCAGUGAUCACCAAAGGACUGGGAACCUGGGAGGGCCAAGAAAAAAAAACAGUUGUUUUCACAAGUGCAUCUAAAUUGGGGGGCAAUUUUAUGUAUCAGUAUCUGCAGUAAGAAUGUUUAGAACAUAAUUCUUCUGUUGUUUUUGUUUAAGAAGCACCUUAUAUAGUAUAAUAUAUAUUUUUUUGAAAUUGCAAUGCUUGUUUGUCAGACAACUGAAUGUAGUAAUUCUGUUCUGGAUUUAAUUUGACUGGGUUAACAUUCAAAACCAAGGAAAAAUGUUUACUUUUUUUGUAUUACUACCUUGUGAUGUAGUCAUUGAUGCCUAAGGCCUGGUGAUUAUUCAUUUAAAUGAAGAUCACAUUUCAUAUCAACUUUUAUAUCCACAGUAGACAAAAUAGCACUAAUCCAGAUGCCUAUUGUUGGAUCCUGAAUGAUAGACAAUCAUAUGUAGCAGAGAUUAUGCCUGAAAAGGAAAAUUAUUCAGGGCAGCUAAUUUUGCUUUACCAAAAUAUAAGUAGUAAUAUUUUUGGACAGUAGUGAAUGGGUCAGUGGGUUCUUUUUAAUGUUUAUACUUAGAUUUUCUUUUAAAAAAAAUAAAAACAACAAAAAAAAUUCUAGGACUAUAGGUGAUGUAAUACCAGCUAAAUCCAAACAAUAAUCCAGUGAAGGGUUUUACAUUAUUCAUCUGAGAUGUUUGUAUUAAUGUUAAGCUACUACUACGUUUGAAAUGGGGCAGAGAACACCAGAUGGUUGGUAUGUUAGCCCGGGAGUUUCAAGUAAUUUUUAAAGUCUCUUCUUAUUUCAAGUGCCACUAAUGGACAGCUGGUACUUUGCCGCUGACAUUACUCUUGGG